AUGAUCAUUCUCCAACUGAUCGCCCGUCUCUCCACCAGGGUCUUCCUCGGCGACACCAUGUGCCGCAACACGGCGUGGCUCGAAGCUUCCAAGGCCUACACGGUAGCAAGCUUCACCAUGAUUCUCAAGAUGACAGCCCUCCCAUCCUCGCUGAAGUUCCUCGUCCCCUGGUUCUCCUCCGAAGCAAAGGACGUCUUCAAACACGGAGCCACAUGCCGCGCAAUCCUUACACCUCUUCUCGCCGAACGUCGAGCUCUAAAAGCCGAAGCUAGGAGAAACGGCAAACCGGAACCUGUUUUCAACGACAUGAUCGAUUGGUUCGAGCAGAAGAGCGGCGGGAAAGGGUACGACCCAGCUCUCUUCCAGAUCGCGCUAUCGUUCGUAGCGAUACAUACAACCAGCGAGCUGCUAACGCAUGCUAUAACCUUGCUGGCGAACGAACCACACUACGUUGCGGCAUUAAGGGAGGAAAUCGUGAGGGUACUAACAGCCGACGGGCUGACCAAAGCGGCGCUCGCAAAUCUCACGUUGAUGGACAGCGCGCUGAAGGAGUCGCAACGGUACAGGCCUGCUGCAUUCCGUAAGUCGUCCACUCGAUGA
Messenger RNA from Alternaria incomplexa, 600 nucleotides. RefSeq lists its product as uncharacterized. The transcript is spliced from 2 exons. NCBI's taxonomy places the organism in Eukaryota, Fungi, Ascomycota, Dothideomycetes, Pleosporales, Pleosporaceae. The coding region runs from base 1 to 600 and encodes 199 amino acids. The record is from RefSeq and is a predicted model, not a curated record. Gene Ontology annotation, molecular function: heme binding; oxidoreductase activity, acting on paired donors, with incorporation or reduction of molecular oxygen; monooxygenase activity.